AUGUCUUCCAACCUACCCUUCAAACGCAAAAAACCCACACCCCAAACCUCCGCCGACCGCAAACGCGCCAAAACCUACGAUGCGCGCACCCUAGCCGCUCAGUCCGCCGACGCCGCCCUCUCCGCGUCCGGCGAGCUCGAUGUCGCCGCGUACCUGUCCGCACGCGAAUUCGAAAUCCAGGCUUUGGAACGGGGUAUUCAGCAGUCGAAAGCUGCAGGUACAAGUCGCGCGUUCCAGCAGGUACCACGGUCGCUGAGGAGGCGGACGGCUAGUCAUAAUGUGAAGAGGGUACCGCAGCGGUUGAGGGCGAGGGCUAAGCGGGAGAUGGUAGAAGACAACACCCCCACGGUAACAGCCCGCCGUCGCAAACCAACCUCCCACCUCCGUCUACGCCUCGAAACCGCCCGCCGUCUCCAAAACCUCAACCGCAAAACAAAAUCCAAACGAGCGCACUCCAAAGCUGAGAAAUCCCGCGAGACCCGUCUCCAGCUCGAAGCCUCUGGAAGCCAUGCGUACAACACCGCGCCCCGCAUCCCCAGAGUAAAGAAAUACAAGCUCUCUCGUCCCCCGCCGCCAGAGUCGAAAUACAGGAAACGUCAACGCUGCAAGACAUGGCUACCCACACAUCUAUACCAUGCGAAGCGCGCACAUAUGACAAGGUCAUGGCGCUUUGCUGUACCGCUGUCACCGACGGAGAAGAGUUAUCGACCGACGCACCGGGCGCGUGGGCAGCGGGGUGCUGUGGCGUGGGAUAUGAGUUACGUGUCUACGAUACAGAUUGAGGGGAGUGAGUCGGGCCUUGAGAGUGUGUUGAGGGGUCUUGGGGCUGAGGGGGUGGAGGUUUGGGGGGUGAAGGGGAGGAAGUGGAGGGGUGGGACGAGGGUGUUGCAAACUUGGGUAUUUGAGAGGGAGAAGAAGAGUCCUAUUGCGCCGGUUACAUUGAUACGGGCUGCAGAGGAGAAGGGGGAUGCGAAGGAGGUGGAGAUGGUUGAUGCGGAUGCGCCCAAGAGCAGCAAGAAGAAGGAUCGGAAGAAGAUCUUUAUUCGGGUUCAUCCAUCUGCUUUUUUGCAGCUGUGGAAUGAGCUUUUGGAGGUCUCUAAGAUGCAGAUCCCGCCGGUUAUGGUGGAAGAUCUGCGGUUCGAGAUUGGUAGCAUCGAGGUAACUGGACCGGGAGCUACAGAGGCCUUAAUCGCGGCUCUACAGCCUGCAGAUGGGACGCCAGCUUCUGGCAGUCCAGAAGCUACAUGGACGUCAUUACUGGGAGUUACGAAUCCAUCCUCACUACCGCAGAACGCCCUCCUUGCCUUUUCCAUCUCCGAUCCCCGCCUCCAUUUCCCCUCCCGGACUUUACGACCUCCAUCGGAUGAGACACAUAUGCAAGACCAGGCCAUGCUUCUCGCUUCAUGGCCACCAGACCAGUCUCAAAGUACCGCCAAGCUCUUCGACCGACCAUCCCGAUUGGCUGCUACACAACAACUCCCUAGUCAGAAAGCGAUCAACCGACGACGCACUUUAGCCGGACCCGGAAAUCGGCCCUUACGUCAGGAUUCUGAUCCGCACAUACCAAUUCUGGCCUUUGCGUCUCGGCCGGCGACAACAUCCAGAAAGAAGAUCAAUGAUCAUGCCGGCAAUCUGCCCGGAUCUUGGACUGUGCUGCUACCCUGGAAAUGCGUGCUUCCCAUAUGGUACUCGCUCAUGUACUAUCCGUUGUCCAGCGGCGGUAAUCCACGCUUCGGUGGACUACAGGAGCAGCAACAAUUGGCCUUCGAGGCGGGGACGCCCUGGUUUCCGGGCGAUUUCCCCGGUACACGUGCGGGGUGGGAAUGGGAACUGCACGAGCGCGAGCAGCGACAAAAGCAAUGGGAGAGCCAACCCAAGGGACGACGGGUGGAAUUCGAUCGUCUAGACUUGGGCAAUGGAUGUAGUAGAGGGGAGAUCGGUCGUGGAUGGGCAUGUGACUGGGAGCGAUUAUUAUUAGGUUUGCGGGAAGGACCGCGACAACUACACGCAGAGCACCAAAAAAAGCAACCCGCAGAAGCCCAAAAAUUAGAUGCUCCUGCAAAUGCAGACAUACAUCUUGCACAUCCUCGGGAUCUGAGCUCGCCCAUCCCCGUCCACCAAAUUCCUGCAAGCGAGGCCAAGCAAAAGCUCUCUGCUCAAUACGAGAUGGACCCCAAGAGCGGGGGUGGUGCCUUGGCGACCGUGCGGAUCUGGCUGGUGCGUCGAGGCACGCCUUCACCGCGCGCGCGGAUCUAUCGCCUGCCUGAGGGGGAGAUAGGGCGGCGCUGGCUAGACCUGGAGACCCUACAUAAGGCGUCUGCAAAGGAGAGCAAAUCCGGGCUGAGCAUGGGCAUGUCAGCAGAAGACGCGCGCCGGUCGCUAGCGACAUCACUAAUUUCUGCUCCAAGCUCGGGGUCAGGAUCCGGAUUGGGUUCAGGUUCAGGGAACGGAGAAGAAGAACUUCCGAUUCCUACGGAAGAGGAUCUGAUUGGAUUCGUCACGACGGGAGGAUAUAACCUUGCUGAAGGGCAGGGGACGGGAAUCGGGUCCAUAGCGAUUGCCCGGGUUAUUGCCAGUAGUCGUGCUAGAAAGGGGACAGUGAACAAGUGUAUUGUUCGGGGGGCGGGAGAGAGAGUGGGGAGAUUAGGAUAUUGGGAUAUGAUUUGA
This is a messenger RNA of Aspergillus ruber CBS 135680, 2667 nucleotides long. Its product is annotated as ribonuclease P/MRP protein subunit POP1. The transcript is spliced from 2 exons. NCBI's taxonomy places the organism in Eukaryota, Fungi, Ascomycota, Eurotiomycetes, Eurotiales, Aspergillaceae. The record is from RefSeq and is a predicted model, not a curated record. Gene Ontology annotation, biological process: tRNA 5'-leader removal. Gene Ontology annotation, cellular component: nucleolar ribonuclease P complex; ribonuclease MRP complex. The coding region runs from base 1 to 2667 and encodes 888 amino acids.